CACUAUUUCACGGUUCUGCACUCUGCGCCCAUAAGCUAGUGCUGUGCUUGGAUGAGCGAGGGAGAGAGAUCGCUCUACGGAGGUGGAUCCUAGUCGAAGUCGGUCCGAGAUAAACUCAGCCCAGACCUAGAGUACUCCGAUCUGCGCGCAGCAGCGUAGCGUGCCACCCAGCCGAGUACCUUAGCUCCCCGGUUGCCCGUUCUCUUCAGCGUGACCUCUCGGCCAGAAACGCUCUCUCCUGAAAGCGACCCCUGGGUGGUUUGAAUCCGUGUCGGCCGCCGCUCCUCGCUCAUGAUCUCGACGCAGCCCCGUCCGCCGAACAUGGAGCGGCCACCGUCGGGGACUCCGGAGCCCGAGGCCAUGGACUCUCCCGGUAGCCCGAAGUCCUCAUCCGUCUCCACGACCACCAUGCCGAAGAGCCUUCCUCCCGGCUGGAAGAGAGAGGUGGUGGUGAGAAAGAACGGGCUGUCGGCGGGCAAGAGCGACGUCUAUUACUACAGUCCGUGUGGGAAGAAGUUCCGUUCCAAGCCUCAGAUUGCCAAGUUCCUGGGCGAGAACCACAACAUGGACCUGUCGUGUUUCGACUUCAGCCGAGGGGCGUACGGAGAGGUCACGCAGAGACGGAGAGCGAGGGACCGACAAAUCAGCCGAAAAAUGGAGUCCGUUAAACCCAUGCCAGUUGUCAAGCCUUUAUCCGUUAACCCUCUCAGAGCUUCGGGCCCCAUCCGACGAACGUGUGGGGUCAUCAAACUCCCCGUUACGUGGGUGGCCCCCCCAGAUGACGAUCAGGGGACCACAAAUUUCAACACCCUUACCCCCAGCGAGCAGAAAUCGCAGAUUCACGUUAUUGUCCAGUCUCUCUGGGAGAAGCGAUUGUUUGGGGUAAAACCCUAUGAUCACAUGACAGGCGACGAAAUUGCGGAGGAAAACAAGGUGGAAGUGAAACCAAUCACCCCCAUGAUGUCAAAGCCGCACAGCCCGCGCAACGUUUCCCCAAUUCCUCCCCUCUCCCAUUCCCCCAUCUCUCUCUCGGGGAACGGAGGAGGCGGAGGAGUUCUGUUGCCGGUCAAAUCGGCUGCCGGUAUCAUCCCUGUCUCGUCAUUUCGUCACCACCAUCAAAAACCUCCAACCAGUGGAGGAGGUGCACUUUCGCUGCUGCCUAGUCUUCUACAGGCCGUCCCACUGGCAAAAGCCCGGGACCCCCACCAAACAGUCGCUCAUGCGCCGACGUCCAACAUGACGCCUAAUUUCUCUGUGAUUCAGCAGACAGGCCAGCCGAUUAUCGUCCCUCAACACGCCACCAGCACAGCGGCGAGUUUGCUUCCCCAGCUCUCGCCCUCCCCUCACCAGAGGCUGCUAGCACCAGCUCCUCCGAUGACGACAAUGUCACUGGCUCGCUACCCUCCCUCCACCACCCAAUUCACAAACGGCGUAACCGUGUCGUCGUCCAGACCCCCCGUGGUCUCCGUGGCGCCGAUGGUGACCGACCGAGAGCUCAAACUGCAAGAGGAGCGGGUGCGCCUGUUGCGUCAGCGGCUCCUGGCGGCUGCAGGUGGCGGUGGACAACAGCCCUCGUCCUAGCUCGGCUCUCACCGGGCACGGUCAGGGCUGUGAGUUGUGGUCAACUUCCUAGUGCCCUUGUACAAACAACACAAUCAGUCUCUCACCCUGUCACACCCCCUUGGUCAUCAGGAAUCUUCCUGUCUUCCCUCCCUCUCUCUGUCUGUCUCUCCAGCUCUUGAUCAGAAAUAGUAUUAUUUUUUGUCAGAGUGCCCUAUGUUGGGUCUAUUUUAUAUAAGGUUAACAUGUGGAGUGUGUUGUACAUCUCUCUCUCUCUAUUCAUUCUCUGCCUCACUCUCUCCUUUCUCCCCUCCCUCCCAUUGUCCCUCUGCUAUCUCAGUGGGCACCUGUGGAAACUUUUCCACCCCACAAAACUCUUAUCACUCACUUCCAUGGCACCAAGAUCCUCUGGUCUUGUGGCUGUCUGGUCUCACUAACCUGUCCCUGUCUCUGUCUCCCUUCCUGCAUGUUUUCUGUAUGUCAGUUUUCGUGUUAUAUUAUUUUAAUUGUUGGAUUAUCAUAUUAUAUCUAGUGCUGCACAUAUAACUGGUGGUUUCUGUUUUCACUGAUUCUAAAUUACAUCAUCAUUGCAUCAUUAUCCUAUCCCCCCGAUUGGUCAAUCAGACACGGUGCUUGUUUUGUAAUUUAGCCAGCGGGUGUCGCAAUGCGUGCUGAGUCACACGGAACAUGCAAAGUGUGUAGCGUUGCAAUUAGGGACAAGUUUUUUCCCAGAAACUACCAUGUAUUGCAUGUAGAGGUCAGUGUUGUCGACA
Geodia barretti is the source of this 2333-nucleotide messenger RNA. Lineage: Eukaryota; Metazoa; Porifera; Demospongiae; Tetractinellida; Geodiidae. The record is from the annotation of a GenBank genome assembly.